UGCUACUGGUAUCACAUCAAGCUCAGCUAGUAGAAGAAGCAGCAGCUGCAGCUUCAUCCCAAAUCAAAACAUAUUAUCCCAACCCCAUCCUCCUUCUCUCUUGCCCAUUCCAUUCCGCCUCUUUCGUCCGCUAGUUGCAAGAAUGGAUGGGUGUGGAGGUUCAACCUUGUUCCCGUUGCACCGCUGUAAAACGAUACAUCUGGUCAGGCAUGCACAAGGCAUUCACAAUGUAGAAGGAGAUAAGAACUAUAAAGCAUAUAUGUCGCCUGAAUAUUAUGAUGCGCACCUUACACAACUAGGUUGGCAGCAGGUAGAUAACUUGCGUAAACAUGUUCAUGCAUGUGAGCUGCUCAAGAAGGUUGAAUUGGUCAUAACUUCUCCGUUGUUAAGGGUCGAUUGCAUAGUUAUUAUCCAUCUCAAAAAAUACAGGACUCAAUUUGUCCAUAAUUAGUGGGACAUCAAAUGAUAGGGCACCAAAAGAAUUCCGCUGGAAUGCACGGGAUGUUUAGAUGAGAUCAAUUUGUUGAUAAGGCAUCCUUUAAUUUUUACAUUUAACUGUCUGGUUUAUCGAGUAUAGAUUAUCAGGUCUCAAUUUUGACAGUUACAAUUCAACCUUGGAGGCAGCAUACAUGUUGCACUUAACAUCAAUUGCACUAUGAGAAGAGCUUUAGCAUUUGCUAUGUGGAAUAAUUCGUAUAGUGAACAUUUUAGAUGAAGAUGAUAGUGAUGUACGAUGUAAAAAAUACGAGACCCGGUUUCUUAUAUAUUAAUGACUAUGCAAACAGCUGUUGGAGUAUUUGGUGGAGAGGGUUACACAGAUAGGAUGGAUGUGAUACCUCUUAUGGCAGCUAAUGCAGGAAAUAGUAACCGUCCUGCAAUUUCAAGUUUGAACUGUCCACCUAUUAUUGCAGUAGAACUUUGCCGUGAACAUUUGGGAGUUCAUCCUUGUGACAAAAGACGAAGCGUCAGUGAAUAUCAAUACCUCUUCCCGGCAAUUGAUUUUUCGUUGAUAGAAUCUGAUGAGGAUUUGUUAUGGAAGGCUAAUAUUAGAGAGACACAACAAGAACUUGCAGAAAGGGGAAGGCAAUUUUUUAACUGGUUAUGGACUCGGAAAGAGAAGGAGAUUGCAAUUGUUACACACAGCGGAUUCUUGUUUCAUACACUCAAAGAGUUUGGCAACGACUGUAAUCCUUCGAUGAGAAAAGAAAUAUGCAAACAUUUUGCAAACUGUGAACUUCGUUCUUUGGUGCUGGUGGACAACAGCAUGAUUGGAUCAGAUUCUUCCACAACUAAUUAUCCAGGAAAAAUUCCUCCUGGGCCAGACGCCAGUGAUGUUUGACUGAGUAUGUCAAAAAGAUGGAACCAACUUCGUGAUUUGUAUUAUGCAAUUACGUUGUUUGCACAUGGUUACGGUCCCUAUUCAUGAGUUCAUGCUCAGAGAAAUCUGAAAGAUUACAAUCUUUGUUUCUCUGUAUUUUUACAACUCAGAUCAGUUACCCUGUAUGGAUUAAUAUCAUAAUGUGUGUUGUGAGACAUAAGAUUUCUAACAGGCAUUGAUUAUUAUAAAUUUGUCAGCUUCUGUUCCGUGCUCC
Messenger RNA from Daucus carota subsp. sativus, 1592 nucleotides. RefSeq names its product phosphoglycerate mutase-like protein 1. NCBI's taxonomy places the organism in Eukaryota, Viridiplantae, Streptophyta, Magnoliopsida, Apiales, Apiaceae. Gene Ontology annotation, cellular component: cytoplasm. Gene Ontology annotation, molecular function: phosphatase activity. The transcript has 11 exons. Bases 770 to 1339 code for a protein of 189 amino acids. The record is from RefSeq and is a predicted model, not a curated record.